Messenger RNA from Linum trigynum, 1275 nucleotides. The record is from the annotation of a GenBank genome assembly. NCBI's taxonomy places the organism in Eukaryota, Viridiplantae, Streptophyta, Magnoliopsida, Malpighiales, Linaceae.
AUGGCGUCCUUGAGCUUCGCGCCCCAGCCGCUCACCUGCCGGGCGAGAUCGGUACAGAGUCGGCGGCGCGGGGUCGGUUUCUGCAACUUCAAGCUCGUGGCCGGCGGCGGCGGUGAGAAUGGAAGCGCGGCAGCGGAGCCGGAUCUGAGCGUGACGGUGAACGGAUUGAAGAUGCCUAAUCCGUUCGUGAUCGGGUCUGGUCCCCCCGGGACCAACUACACUGUGAUGAAGCGUGCGUUUGAUGAAGGCUGGGGUGCUGUGAUUGCCAAGACUGUGUCGCUGGAUGCAGCUAAGGUAAUUAAUGUAACUCCUCGGUAUGCCAAGUUACGGGCUGGAGCAAAUGGCUCAGCCAAAGGACAGAUAAUCGGCUGGGAGAACAUAGAGCUUAUAAGUGACAGACCCCUCGAGAUAAUGCUGCAAGAGUUUAAGCAAUUGAAGGAGGAAUAUCCAGAUAGGAUUCUGAUUGCUUCUAUCAUGGAGGAGUACAGCAAAUCUGGUUGGGAGGAACUCAUAGAUCGUGUAGAGCAAACUGGAAUUGAUGCUCUUGAAAUCAAUUUCUCUUGUCCUCAUGGUAUGCCUGAGCGUAAAAUGGGCGCAGCAGUCGGACAGGACUGUGCACUAUUGGAAGAAGUUUGUGGAUGGAUAAAUGCAAAAGCUACUGUUCCUGUUUGGGCUAAGAUGACUCCUAAUAUCACUGACAUUACACAGCCAGCUAGGGUGGCCCUAAAAUCUGGAUGUGAGGGUAUAGCAGCCAUUAACACCAUCAUGAGUGUAAUGGGAAUCAAUUUGAAAACCUUGCGUCCAGAGCCCUGUGUAGAGGGAUAUUCAACUCCAGGUGGUUACUCUUCCAAAGCAGUGCACCCAAUUGCACUCGGAAAAGUAAUGAAUAUCGCCAAAAUGAUGAAGGCUGAAUUUAACGACGAGCAGUACUCACUCUCUGGCAUUGGAGGUGUCGAGACAGGUGGUGAUGCAGCCGAGUUUAUUCUCCUUGGAGCAAGCACAGUUCAGGUGUGCACGGGAGUAAUGAUGCACGGGUAUCCCAUGGUGAAGAGACUGUGCGAGGAGCUCAAGGACUUCAUGAGAACGCACGACUUCUCGUCCAUCGAAGAUUUCAGAGGGGCAUCUCUGGAUUACUUCACAACUCACACCGAUUUAGUACGGCGGCAGCAAGAGGCCAUUCAACAGAGGAAGGCUGUGAGGAAAGGUUUGAAAUCUGAUAAAGAAUGGACCGGAGACGGGUUUGUAGAAGAGACUGAGAGCAUGGUUUCCAAUUGA